GAAAAUAACAUCGCAGGCAUUGAUAUAUCGGAAUCAUUGGUGUAUAUGAACUAAUUCCCAUAUCUAGCGGCAGCGGCGUUUUCGUUGAGUCAAAACAACAAAGUAUAGGCAACAAAAACGAACUAACGAACAAGGGAAAAGAAACGACGACGAAAAACGUAAAUUCACGCAUUUAUUAAUUUUCGCUGUACUGAUACGCAUAUGCGGCAAUCAGAGCACACAACAAUUGCUCAGGGAUUAUUAGUACAUUAUACUGUGUUCAAAAAACAUUGUGGUUUUAUAAACAACAGCAGCGAAACGCCGACACCGAGAUGAAAAUCACCGUCACCACCACCGAUGAUAAGCUCUUCUUUCUAGAUGUUGCCACAGAUUUGGAGCUAGAAAAUCUGAAGGCACUCUGCGCCAUGGAAGUUGGCGCUGAAGUUAGCCAAAUAAUGGUGCUUUUCAAUGGCCGCGAGCUGACCAACGACAAGCAAACGUUGCAGCAAUUUGGUGUGCGCGACGGUGACUGCAUUAUGCUGCAGCGCCGCAGAAACAAUGCCAAUCGUACAGUUUCCAACAAUCCGUCGAUUAGCCAUUUGGAUUUCAGCAGCAUUGCUGUGCCCGGGACCAGUGCAUUGGGUGGCAGUCCGCCCUCACACAGCGCUGGGGCAGCAGGGAACACGCUCAAUAUGCAGCAGCAAUUGCGCCAGCAUUUAGAGCGGCAGCAGCAGCAACAUCUUGGCGACGUGCCCAUGACAGAUGAUUUCAAUGUUAAUUUCGACGACGAUCCGGCGACAGUGCGUCAAAUGUUUCUAUCCAGUCCAGAGACGCUGGCCUUGCUCCGUCAAUAUAAUACGCGUCUAGCCGAGGCUCUGGACUCGGGAGACCAAGAGACAUUUGCGAGAGUGCUGCGCGAGCAUAUUGUUGAGCGCAAGCGUCGCAACGAGCAACGCAUGCGCAUGCUCAAUUCGGAUCCGUUCGACGAGGAGACACAGCGGCUGAUUGCCGAGGAGAUCAAGCAGAAAAAUAUCCAAGAUAAUAUGGCCGCCGCCAUCGAAUACAAUCCGGAAAUUUUCGGCACUGUGACAAUGCUGUACAUUAACUGCAAGGUGAAUGGCGUGCCGGUGAAAGCCUUCGUUGACUCUGGCGCACAGACAACAAUCAUGAGCGCGGACUGCGCGGAACGGUGUCAUGUGAAUCGUCUGAUCGAUACGCGCUGGAAUGGCGUUGCCAAGGGCGUGGGCACACAGCCCAUUCUGGGUCGCAUUCAUAUGGUGCAGCUGCAGAUUGAGAAUGAUCAUUUGACGUCCAGUUUUACGGUGUUGGGCCAACAGCCUAUGGACAUGCUAUUGGGCCUGGACAUGCUCAAGCGCCACCAGUGCCUUAUCGACUUGCAACGCAACCUUUUGAUCAUUGGCACCACGGGCACAAGCACCCCUUUCUUGCCCGAAAGCGAGCUGCCCGCAUGCGCCCGCUUGACUGGUAACGCGGAGGAAAGCGAGCAGCAGGCCAUCGCCAAGGCCAUUGAGCAGAGCAAGCGUGAGGGGGGCGGCGCCAGUGCCAUUGCUUCUACUGCCACAACCAGCGCCAGCACCAGUGCCAGUGCCAGUGCCAGCGGCAGCGGCGCCACUUUUGAUAUAAGCAAUAUUAACUCAAUACAACCAUUGGAUAGCUUUACGGAACAGGAUGUUAGCGAAUUGAUGCAAUUGGGGUAUCCGCGCUGCGAUGUGCUCACCGUGCUGCGUCUGUGCAAUGGCAACAAGGCCGUUGCCAGCUCAAUGCUGCUCAGCCGCAAUGCAGCCGCUGGCGGUGGUGGUCUUAGCUGAACGUUGCCUGCAUGGCAACAGCAACUGCUCCUAUUUUACUGCUCUGGGAUCAAUCAAAG
Drosophila navojoa is the source of this 1867-nucleotide messenger RNA. RefSeq names its product DNA damage inducible 1 homolog rngo (gene rngo). Gene Ontology annotation, biological process: proteolysis. Gene Ontology annotation, molecular function: protein binding; aspartic-type endopeptidase activity. Lineage: Eukaryota; Metazoa; Arthropoda; Insecta; Diptera; Drosophilidae. The record is from RefSeq and is a predicted model, not a curated record.